UUUCUCUGUUCUCUCGCUUGACUCCUGCACCGCUUGUUUCUCCCAGCCGCCGAUGAUCUGCCCCCUGUAUUUCCCCCAAGAACGCGAUCGUGGAGUGGAGAUUAACUACCCAGUGUUCUCAAGCCCGUUCAUAAAGCUGACCAUGUCCCCAGCCGUCAAGGUUUCACAAGAGGCAACACCAAGAGCAAUCAGAACCUCAAGGCGCAAUAUAACGGCUCUCAAUCACCUAGCCUUCAACAAGCGCCUCCUAUGCCUACUAUGCCCAAUUCACCUUCUCCGUCCUCCAACUUUAGUCAAGAGGGGAUCUAUCAAGAACAAGAACCGAAGAAGUUUAUGAACGAAAAAUAUGCAAAGUGCUCGGUGAAGGGCAACUUCCUCACUCUUGCUGCACAGCCGAAGAAUGUCGAAUUAGGGGAGUGGCUGGCCCACCAAUUGGUAGAAAUGAACAGACUCCUUACCGCCAUGAUCCAAGUCAUUCAAGAAGCAGAUUCCAACACUGGCGUGCCGUUGUGCAAUGAAGUCGGCUGCCCCACAAUGUCGGCUGGACGACUUACUUACACCUGGCUCGAAAAUGGUCGACCAGCCAAGAUCCCCGCACCUUCGUAUAUCGUUCGAGUUCAGAGGUGGAUAGUUGGCAAGAUUCAUGAUGAGAAGACCUUCCCAACCACCCCACCUCCAAAUGUUGCCAACACUGCCUUCGCGUCUGGAGAUGUUGAUUCAACACCAAAUUCAGCACAAACCCCCAUCGCGGCCGGUCCGACAAAUCUCAACCAAUCCUUGACUGCCCUGGCUGGAACUCAGAAUGAAUGGAUUGGCAAGUCGUCAGGCUUCCCUCAGCACUAUCACCAAGAUGUCAAGAGCAUCAUCAAACAGAUGUUCCGAUGCUAUGCUCAUCUGUACCACAACCACUGGGACAAUCCGUUCUGGCACAUCAAUCGCCAUUUGGAACUGAACAGUUGUUUCGUGCACUUCAUCACGGUGGCAAUGUACUACGACUUGUUGCCAAAGAAGGACAUGGAACCUCUACAAGAUCUCAUUGACAUCUUCAUCAGCCAAGGCGUUGUGCCCAAGGAAGCCGUGCAACAGCAUGUCAGCUAGACUAUCAGCAAUUGCCAGAAAAUUGUUCAAUGAAAUGUUUCAGUCACGACGAUCGAUCAAGGAAUCAUAUGACGUCUACGGCAAGGCCACGAAAGCAAGUGCAUGCAUUUUAGCGAUGAUCAGGGCGUUCUUGAGGCAAGGGCAAUGAAUUCAAUGGCCUAGUAUACAUGGCCGCAAAAAUCAAAAAUUGAUGUGGUUGUGGUAUGGGUAUCCAGAAAAGAGAAAGCAUACUAUAUAAGCUGCGUCACGAUUGUGAGCUCUGGCAGACAUAAGUAGGUCAUGUACCUCACGUUGUUGCAUCUGCUGCGACAGUCUAUCUAUUGAAAAGGUGGCGACUUCGGGAGAAUGAGCAAAGUUUCGGUGGUGAUACUUGAUACCUGAAUAGAUUUUCACGCAGAACAAUCAAGUCCAAUCGUACGUCGGCG
This is a messenger RNA of Exophiala oligosperma, 1523 nucleotides long. RefSeq lists its product as hypothetical. Lineage: Eukaryota; Fungi; Ascomycota; Eurotiomycetes; Chaetothyriales; Herpotrichiellaceae. Gene Ontology annotation, molecular function: protein kinase activator activity. Gene Ontology annotation, cellular component: cytoplasm; nucleus. Gene Ontology annotation, biological process: cell division; positive regulation of protein phosphorylation; signal transduction. The coding region runs from base 250 to 1098 and encodes 282 amino acids. The record is from RefSeq and is a predicted model, not a curated record. The transcript is spliced from 3 exons.